Molecule: messenger RNA, 705 nt
Organism: Guillardia theta CCMP2712
Lineage: Eukaryota; Cryptophyceae; Pyrenomonadales; Geminigeraceae
Exons: 9
Coding region: 1-705 (234 amino acids)
Source: RefSeq, a predicted model, not a curated record
AUGGACAGGAGCUGGUACGACAGGGUUGUGCUCGCAGAGAACUCGACUAACAUCACAAGCUCUGAACCCUGGGAAUUCCCGGACUAUCCCGUCACAGAGUCUGAGUGGGAGCAGUGGGAGAUCAGCCAUGGGAUGCCGGCAGAAUGCGAGCCAAUGGAGGAAGAGUCGGUAGCGCCUGAUGGGACCAAGGUGAAGACUUACUACGCCGACUGCUCCAAGCGAGCCGGCCACAAGUCGACUCUUGCUGCGGUCUCUCGCCAACAGCAGAAGGAGGCGUCUUUGAACCGCCUCAAGAUCAAACAAAACAACAUCCGGUUCCAAUCUCCUCCUGCUCCUGCUCCUGCUCCUGCUGUUCCUCCCGCGCUCCUCCCGUUGGGGAUCCAUCCUCUUACUCGCAUGUGCAGCAAGGGCUCGUCGGCGAACGGCGGAGUCAUCAAGGAGAAGGCUGCUCUCCAUAGAGCCCUGUCGAAGAAGCUCCACCAGCCCAGCGGGUCCAAGGGGCUCAAGGCAAGCAAGUUCAACACCGUCAGCUUCAACCGCCGGGUGAAGGAGGAGGGGAAAUCGCUGCUUGCCAAGGACAAGGCUCUUGCUGCUAAGGGCAAGUUUUCCAAGGCCUCUGGAGCAGCAGCGCAGAUCCUACAGCUGAUGAGGCAGUCGGGCAACUUCGCUGUCCCCUCCAUGGGCUACGUCGGCCCAAAACUUUGA